Molecule: messenger RNA, 2682 nt
Organism: Papaver somniferum (opium poppy)
Lineage: Eukaryota; Viridiplantae; Streptophyta; Magnoliopsida; Ranunculales; Papaveraceae
Exons: 8
Coding region: 1-2682 (893 amino acids)
Source: RefSeq, a predicted model, not a curated record
AUGGGAACAGGGACUAAAAAAUCCAGAAUAGAUAUGGCUUUAGGCAAUGAUGAUUGGUGUAAUGUUUUUCCUAAUGCUAAACUCUACCAUCUUGUACAGGCUGGUUCUGAUCAUUGUCCAAUAAUGCUGCUUACUGAGCUAGAAAAUAGAAAGCUUUGGAGACCCUUUAAAUUUUAUAUCAUGUGGAUAAAAAAUAAUGCUUUUAAGCAACAGUUAGUUGCUUCCUGGAACACUGAUGUUAGUGGCUCUCCAGCCAAUAAACUAACUGGGAAACAUCAUGUUACUAGAAAGAGGCUUUCUUAUUGGAAUAAAAUUGAGUUUGGAGACAUAGAUAGAAAUAUUAAUAAACUCCAGGAUCAAAUUUUGGCUGUUCAGCAGGAACAAUAUUCUAAUUCUCAGCAUGAUAAACUUAUAGAAAUUAACAAGAAUUUGGAGUUCUGGGAAGACAUUUCUAGAAUAUUGGUUACUCAUUUUAGUGAUGUUAGUUGUUCUUCUAAUGUUACUAUCCCUGAUCAUAUCUUUAAUAUUAUUCCUACUGUUUUUAAUGAGAAUGAUGUUGCUGAUAGUUUCAAUAGAAUACCUACUGAUGAAGAAAUAUUUCAAACUGUGAAAAGUAUGUCUUCUUGGAGCUCCCCAGGGCCUGAUGGCUUUCAAGCAGGGUUUUACCAGUCUAAUUGGAAUAUUGUAGGAUAUAUGCCAACUGAAUUCAAUAAGACUUAUCUAUCUUUGAUUCCUAAAACUGAUACUUCCAAGUAUGUUGUAGAUUUUAGGCCUAUAGGUUUAUGUAACACUGUUUAUAAGCUUAUUUCUAAAAUCCUUUCUAAUAGAAUUAAACCUCAUCUUAAGCAUAUCAUUUCUCCUUGUCAAGAUGCUUUUGUCCCUGGUAGGAUUAUUCAUGACAAUAUCAUUAUAUUCCAUGAGAUGAUACAUACAAUGAAACAUAAGGAAGGUAGUAGUGGUACUAUGGAUUUAAAAUUGGAUCUCUCUAAAGCUUUUGACAGACUUGAGUGGCCAUUUCUUUUUGGAAUGCUUAGGAAAAUUGGUUUCCAUGUAAAAUUUUGCAAGCUGGUAGAACAAUGUAUUAGCACAUCUAAGAUAUCUAUUCUUCUCAAUGGUUCUCCCACUGAGGAAUUUUAUCAUACUAGAGGUAUAAGACAAGGGGAUUCCCUUUCCCCUUAUAUGUUCAUUAUUGCUAUGGAAUUUUUAUCUAGAUUGCUUACAAAUGCUGCUAAUAACCAUGUGAUCUCAGGAUUUAAAGAUGCUAGAAAUGCUCCAGGUAUCACUCAUCUUUUAUUUGCAGAUGAUAUUCUCAUCUUUGCUAAAGCUGAUAUGCAUAACAUAGCUGGUAUCUUGGAUGUGCUUGAGAAAUUUGGCAUGUACUCUGGUCAGAUGCUCAAUUUUGGUAAAUCUAGUGUUUACUUUAGUAAGAAUAUUAGUCUUGAAAACAAAACUUUUCUUACUAAUGCUCUUAAAAUGUCUGAGAUGAAGGACUCUGACAAGUACUUAGGUGUAACUCUGUUGCUAGGAAGGGAUAAAACUAAAGCCUUUAAACCCAUCCUCCAGUCUUUUGGAUCAAGAUACAAAAAUUGGAAAGGAAAAACCAUGAAUCAUUCUGCUAGAACAACCAUGGUUAAACAUGUUUUAAACACUCUUCCUUCUCAUAAGAUGAGAAGUUUUAGAAUUCCCAAAACUAUGAUAACUCAGUUGGAUACUCUCCAAAGACAGUUCUGGUGGGGAAAAGAAAAAGGUCUUUUCUUUAUUGGUUGGAACAAGCUUAUGGUUCCAAAGGCUCUUGGUGGUCUAGGUUUUAGAAAUCUUGAACACUUUAAUACUGCUCUUCUUGCCAAAGUGGCUUGGAGAGCUUGUAAUGAUGAGGAUUCUUUGUGCUUUGAAAUUCUUAAAGCCAAGUAUUCUAAAGAUGGAAACUUUCUGCAAUGUGGUACAAAAAUUAAUAUAUGGCUAGAUUGUUGGAUUAUAGGUCUUGAUAGUCCACCUGUUCCUAUCGUAGGUUCUUCUAGUUAUAGUAAUUUUACAUUGAUUCCUUCCACUGGAGAGGACUUUCUUAUUUGGAAACCUGACAGAAAAGGUCAAUUUUCUGUCAAGAGUGCCUAUAAUACCAUUUGCACUAAUGAUGUCAAUAGUAUAGUUUCUAUUGAUACUACUCCUAAGGAAGUUUGGUCUCAAUUAUGGCAUUUUAGAAUCCCUCAUAGAGUUCAACUUUUCAUUUGGAAGUGGAAUAAUACUGGCUCUCCUUUAUGUCUAACUGAUACUAAGUAUGUCUACAGAUUAAUGACUACAAUGUGUUUUGUUUCUAAUUCUACUAAUGUGUUAAAUAUUAAGGCUUGGGUUCCUCCUGAUAAGGAAUUUGUGAAAAUAAACAUUGAUGGAUCUUAUAAAUCAACAACAAAAAAAGGGAGUAUUGGUCUAAUUCUACGUGACUCUGCAGACCAACAAUCACAUGUUCAUUGGUUCAACUCAAAUAUAGUGGAAAAAGUGAAAUCUAAAUGCAAUAGUAGUAACAGACUUUGGUUUUUUAAAUCCAUUCAUAGACUAGGUAAUAAUGUUGCGCAUUCUCUAGCUCGUAAAGCAAGAGAUGACGAACAAGAUUUCUGUUUUGUCUCAGAUUUCCCUGUUUUUAUUUCUAAACUUUUGGAAAAAGAUCACUAUAAUCUUGCAGUAUGA